This is a messenger RNA of Parnassius mnemosyne (clouded apollo), 432 nucleotides long. The record is from the annotation of a GenBank genome assembly. Lineage: Eukaryota; Metazoa; Arthropoda; Insecta; Lepidoptera; Papilionidae.
AUGAUGAGAAAUAAUAGAAAUAAGACGGGCGAUGCAGCGGAUGAAACCAACUACAGGCCGAUAUCCUUGGCGACCAUCUCUGCUAAGGUUCAGAAUAGUCUGCAUGAUACACAGUUAAGUAAGACAGUUAAGUUCCAUGAUGCUCAGUUCGGGUUUAGGCCUGAACUAUCAACGGAGAGCGAAAUACUGUGUCUCAAGCAGACAGUGCGGUACUACACGGACAAGAAGACUCAGGUGUAUGUGUGUUUCAUGGAUUUGUCUAAAGCCUUCGACCGAGUGUCUUAUAAAAUCCUAUGGCAAAAACUAAGACGGGAAAGUAGCUUGAGACCAGAGUUGGUUUCACUGUUGAAAUAUUGGUACGGUAACCACACUAACACAGUUAGAUGGGGUAACGCCUUAAGUGAUCCCUACAAACUAGAGUGUGUGGAGUGA